Messenger RNA from Peronospora belbahrii, 1365 nucleotides. NCBI's taxonomy places the organism in Eukaryota, Oomycota, Peronosporomycetes, Peronosporales, Peronosporaceae. The record is from the annotation of a GenBank genome assembly.
AUGAAACUUGUAGGCAAGAAGGAGCAGGCGUAUGCGUCAUUAGACAUGGAAUCACCUGAUGCUACGUCCUCUUCUACAUCCAUGAGCUCCGAGUGCAGUAUGGACUUUACUAACCAUGUACGACAAGGCCAUCACGAUGAAAAUGUACGACUCUUUCAUACUAAUGUGGCCAAUGAUAUUUUGGCGGCACUGGACGGACCUGUGCGUCAACUUGCUUUUGAAACAAAAGGUGCAUUAUUAGCAACGGGACUAGCAGCAGUAUGUUACUUGCUUUCGUGGUUCCAAGCUGUGCUAAUUCCCUUCUUUCUUGCAAUUUUUCUCAUGUACCUUGUGGAUCCGUUGGUGGAAAUGAUUGAUGUUUCACCGAGAUAUUUUCUCUGUAUUUGUACAUCACGUGGGCGUCAUGCGCGACGAAUGUCGCAUGGAUGCUCACGUGCAUUGGCAUCGUUAGUAGCUGUUAGUUUAGUGUGUGUAUUUUUUGGACUAUUGGGCUACAUUACUGUACUUUCGGUCCAUGCACUGGAUGCUAGUGCUUAUCAGACAGGUUACAAUCAUCUUGUAUCAGGAGUGGAGAAUGUUCUUGGUCAUAUAGGACUACCGGUGAACAUUACGACGACACUGCACGACAAUGUUGACAAACUAGCGCGAGUGGUAGUCACCGAAACCAUGGAUUUGCUGUCUGUUAUGUUUUUGACGCUUAUCUAUCUCACAUACUUUCUCUGCACACGAACACGUGCUAGUGAUGCUGGUGGCGUGUGGUCCAAGAUCGACCACGACGUUCAACGAUUUGUGACGUUAAAGUGUUUUCUUUCACUCUUUGUGGCCUUGUUGGUAACCACCGUAUACGUUUGGCUAAAUGUGGGUCUAGCUACUGUGUGGGGUAUUUUGACGUUCAUUUUGAAUUGGAUUCCGAAUGUUGGAGCCAUGAUUGCGUCUCUUAUACCAAUUUGUAUCAUUGCCAUCACGCCGUCCGAUUUGAUGAAUCCUAUGGAAAAGUUUUUGGCAAUGUUUCUUCCAAUGUGCUUUCACAUGUUCGUGGGUAGCUUUGUGGAACCGAGGGUAUUUGGUCGGAAAUUGGAGAUUGAUCCUGUGAUUGUGAUUUUAUCGCUUUCGGCAUGGGGAUUGCUGUGGGGAGUUGUGGGCAUGAUGUUGUCUGUGCCGCUGACUGCUGCAACGAAAAUCACACUGAGCCAUCUUAAACUAUGGCCUGAGUUUGUGGCUUUGGUGGAAGGAACGUAUUUUACACGAUAUGGUAACAAAAGCACUCGAUCCAAGGAGGUUGACGACAAACAGGAAUUUGAAACUAUGGAAGUGCGGACUGAAAGUGAAAAGGAUCAUGCAAGUGGUAGUCUCUUACGGGUAUAA